UGUGGUGAAGAAGAGGAAUGACAGGAAGCAGCAAAUGAAGAAGAUGAGAAUGAAAAGAAAACGUAGCUUUAUAUAAUUACUGUCUCACACCUGCUCGACAGCGACUCUAAUUUUUAAUAAGGCGGAUAUUCUGAAUCCCCUGGUAAGGUCUUUAGGAGCUGGGCUGGUGCUGUUCCUCAGCCGGUGAGAUGAUGUGGUUCCUCAGCCUGUGAGAGAGAGAGGAGCUCUCAGGAGAACAGGUGGAGACUCAGCAGUGAACGAGUGGAGCCUUUUCUCUUUUGCAGUGUGAAAACUGGAAGUGUCAUAUGUGUCACCUGGAGGCUCGAGAUAAUGGCAGAUGACAAGGAUGUACUGCGAGAUGUUUGGUUCGGGCGGAUACCGACGUGCUUCAUGCUGUACCCAGAUGAGGUCACGGAGAGGGAGGCGGAGCCAUUUUAUCUCCUCCUUCCAAGGGUCAGUUAUUUGACACUAGUGACCGACAAGGUGAAGAAGCACUUUUUGAAAGUCGUGAAGGCAGAGGAUGUCGAGGAGAUGUGGUUUGAAUAUGAAGGGACACCUCUUAAAUGGCACUACCCAAUUGGAGUGUUGUUUGACCUCCAUGCCUCCAAUACUGCUCUCCCCUGGAGUGUCACUGUGCACUUUAAGGACUUUCCAGAAAGAGAUUUACUCCACUGCCCUUCCAGCUCAGUGAUAGAGGCCCAUUUCAUGUCCAGCAUUAAAGAAGCAGAUGCACUUAAGCACAAAGGCCAGGUCAUCAAUGACAUGCAGAAGAAAGAUCAUAAGCAGUUGUGGAUGGGCCUUCAGAAUGAUAAAUUUGACCAGUUCUGGGCCAUGAACCGUAAACUGAUGGAAUAUCCAACCGAAGAGGGUGGUUUUCGCUAUAUUCCUUUCAGGAUAUACCAGACGCUGAGUGACAGACCAUUCAUCCAGAAGCUGUUCCGGCCCGUCUCUCCUGAGGGCCAUGUGCUCACGCUGGGAGACCUGCUGAAAGAGAUGGUCCCUGCUGCCAUAUGCCAGGACGAUGAGCCAAAGAAAUACCAGGUGGUGAUCCAUGGGAUUGAGCCGCUGUUGGAGACCCCUAUCCAGUGGCUGAGUGAACACCUGAGCCACCCGGACAACUUCCUCCACAUCUGCAUCGUCCCAGCACCAAACGACUGAGCCGUGAGCUGGGGUGUGAAACCAGGAGCUGGUGGACAAUCAUCAAACAGCUCGAACGUGGCUCCGCCUUUCCGCCUUGUCCCUGAGGGAAUUUUCCGGAAGAACUUUUCCCCCCCCCCACACUUUCUGCAUUCACAUUCGUUGGUCUGCCUCACUUUGUCUCAGCGUCUGAACCUCUUGGACAAAUCGCUCUUCCAAAUCAUGGGAUUGAAAGGAUACCACUUGACUGAUUUUGUUAUGCAUGCCAGUAGGAUGUAAAUAACAAACCGUUUCAAUACCCACAUCAUGGUACCACAACGAGUAUGUUAUGUGACAAAGUAGCCUAGUAACAGUAACCUGCACUCAACUGCUUGGAAAAGUUUUGUGACUAUAUCCAUUUGAGAUUAAUUUGAAGGGAACAGUUUGUCAGGAUUUUUAAACUGGAUUUACAUACUUUAUACUUACUAAUAUAACUUGAGUUAACAGUAACUAGUGAAGUAUAGUUAAUGAAAGUUGCACCAGCUGUUGAGAUAUUUACAUCCCUGGUAUGCAUCUCUCUCUCUCUCUCUCUCUCUCUCUCUCUCUCUCUCUCUCUCUCUCUCUCUCUCUCUCUCUCUCUCUCUCUCUCUGUCUUCUCUCUGCUAACAUUCAACACAACAUUUUUACAUGUUGCCUUAGAUUCCAUGCUCCUGCCUCUGCACUGGCUUGAUGUGACCAUGUGCCGUUGCAGUAUUACUGUAGAGCCUCAUAUAUCUUUCAUCCUGUCUCUCUCUCGACUCUCUCAUCAUGACUAACAUGCUGCCGAUGCUCUUAGAUCUUCUCUCGGCGCUCCGUUAAUUAUCAGUUUGAAUCCUGUUUGUCGUUAAAUGAGACCACUAAACUGCUGUACUCUGCCAAGCAUCCUAGGGGAGUAAUUACCGACACUGUUUAUAGGCACAUACAGGGGGUAGAAGGAGGUGUGAAAAGUACGAAUGGAAUUAUGUCUUGUCUGUAGUGACCACUGUCAUGCCAGGAAAGCAGAGUCGAGCUUUGGACUCUUAAGCGGUAAGAUGACAUCACAUACAGAGGUCCAUGAGCAUGUGACUGCAGCCUACUUGAGAAGAGUCAGCAGAGGCCCCUUGAGAAAGCUUGUGGGCUCUGUCUGGUAAGAAGAAGAUGGCCCGUUCCCUUCCGAGUUCAAAUCGGCCAGAAACUAAUUCCCCUUAACCACAAGCGUGGUCAGUUAUCCAAGACAGUGCAUUGUAUAAUAUAGUAAAAUAUGUAUUUGGUUUGUGCUUUUGUUUAUUUUGAUAAAUAAACUUGCAAAUAUCAUAUCUUGGCGAGAGGAAUCAUCUUAAAUCUUAAAACCUCUGAUUUUGUAAGACUUUAUAAGAUGAACUUAUUUCUAAACCUUUUUACUUGAAAAAGUUCGUCUUAUUCUGUUAGCAAAUCGUUUUGCUUGUUUUAAGCAUACGUCUUGAAAUAAGCUCAAUUAUCCGCAUUGUUUUAAAGCAAGCACAUUUGCGUGGUUGGUUAGUGUAGUGGUUAACACCUCUGCCUUCUACACUGUAGACUGGGGUUCAAUCCCCACCUGUGCAAAGCACCCUACACUAUACCAAUAAGGGUCCUUGGGCAAGACUCCUAACACCGCCUUGGCCUCCCUAUGUAAAAAAAUGAUCAAAUUGUAAGUCGCUCUGGAUAAGAGCGUCAGCCAAAUGCCGUAAAUGUAAAUGUAAAUUUGCCAAUAGAAUAAGAAACCAAAAAUAAGGAGUGUCUAGAAAGUUGAGUAAUUUAUUGUAACAGUCUCAUAAUGAGAAGUAUUAGAUAUAUUGACUAGAUUUAGCAUGUUUUCACUUGUCAAGAUGUCAUUUUUUUGCAGUUGAGCAGUAUGCAGUAUCAGAAACAACACAAGUCUAUUUGAGAUUAGUCUUUGGAAGCUAAACAAGUCUUGGCUGAUUGGCAUUUGAGGUAAAAGGAGAAUUGUAACUCCUUUAUUUAAAUGUUUAACCCCAAGUCUGAUUGUACUAAUAAGUAAUGUAAAAUCAUGAUGUAGUGAUUCUUACCAUUGUCUUAUUUUUUUUUUUUUUUCCCAUUUAAGACGAACAUCAGGGUGGAUAUGGAACACCUUUGGCCUGUGGAAUUGCUUAACCUUUGCUCAGUUUGCUGCGGUUAGCUUGUGGCACAUCUGUCCAUCAUAAGAGAAGUGCAGUGUAAUCUUCAGAAUGGAGAUGGGUGAGUCAGAGGUCAGCCGGGGAAGUCAUACUGCAAUUUUAGCUGAUACAAGACAAUAUCUCCUCUGCCCCGGUUUUACAGCCCCUAGCAGCCUCACUGUGCUUGUAACUAUUUAGGCUGAGCGACAUUUGUUUGUGUUUAGUUAGUUUGGAAUGGAUGGAAGAGGUUUCGGGUGGGGGCAGACGAUUAGCAGCUGAGAAUGAUUAUUCGCUUAUAGGAAUGAGUGAGUGUACUCACCCAGACGCAGACAGACCGCACGGCUUCCGCCGUCACCGGGCCACUUCUCAGCAAAACUGCCUGUAAGACCUUGCCGUUCGUUUAGGAGGCGCAUCUUGAGUUUGUUUACUGAGUGGGGGUUUUUCUGUCUUUAAACAUGGGCUCCAGACUCCCUCUAUGAUUCGAAUUGAUGUACGGAAGUAACAAUGUUGAAGUGCAUUCUUGCAGUCUUUAACACUUUCCAAACGGUUUCAUUCAAGUCGUUUCAUCUUUCUUCUCUUCUGGACACACUUUUCAUGGCUCGCUUUUCUGUCUUUUGCUACAUUUAACUUAAAAAAUGCAUAACAUCUGAUUAAAAUAUUUUGUAACUAUGCAACGUUGCCUUUGAUUCUUUAGAUGUAAUAUGUUAUGGUCGGGUUGAUGUGAUAGAUUAGCUUACUUUUAAAGAGGCCAUACUAUGGAAAAACUAUUUUUUCUUGCUUAUUUCGAAUAAAAGUUUGAUGUACUACCUAAA
Messenger RNA from Pygocentrus nattereri (red-bellied piranha), 4078 nucleotides. RefSeq names its product ATG5 autophagy related 5 homolog (S. cerevisiae) (gene atg5). Gene Ontology annotation, biological process: autophagy of mitochondrion; C-terminal protein lipidation; nucleophagy. The record is from RefSeq and is a predicted model, not a curated record. Gene Ontology annotation, cellular component: Atg12-Atg5-Atg16 complex; phagophore assembly site membrane; cytoplasm. The coding region runs from base 331 to 1158 and encodes 275 amino acids. The transcript has 8 exons. NCBI's taxonomy places the organism in Eukaryota, Metazoa, Chordata, Actinopteri, Characiformes, Serrasalmidae.